Gastrolobium bilobum is the source of this 378-nucleotide messenger RNA. RefSeq lists its product as uncharacterized. The record is from RefSeq and is a predicted model, not a curated record. The transcript has 3 exons. NCBI's taxonomy places the organism in Eukaryota, Viridiplantae, Streptophyta, Magnoliopsida, Fabales, Fabaceae. Bases 1 to 378 code for a protein of 125 amino acids.
AUGCAUGAGAGAAUUGUCAAAUCAUUAUCUUCUGACGAAGCUGUUUGGGAUGCUAUUCUGAACAAUGAAGUUGUACGGGAACUUAGGGAGUCAAUAUCUGCAGAUGAAGCGCAUGUUCUUCCAGAUGGGACUGCUCACAGUGACUCCCUUACUACAAGAAAUGUGGUGUCGAUGUUUGUUACUGUCAAAGCCAAAUUCAUGGAAGUAAUUGAGAAAAUUACCAAGAUUGUGAACCAGUUGUUUCAACAUACUUAUCAGAAGAUAGGUGGAGGUGGAAAUGGCUCUGACUCUGAUAACCUCAAAGAAAAGCUGAAAGCUUGUUUAAUGCUUACCAUUAUGGUCCUGUUGGUUGCCAUGGUGAACCGUGCCAAUAGCUAG